AAAUAAUAAAGUCCCUACUUGAGUAUUUCACGCGUUUCACGCUUAAAUCAUUGAUCGAUUAGAUAAAUACUUUGGCCAGAGUUUGAGUUCACAAUGGCUGAGUUGCCUAAAUCGGCAAAAAGUGAAGGUCAGGUGUCCCAUCGCCCUCGUACAACUUCCGAUCCUUUGCAUCCUUACCGACUUAGACCAUAUCCCAUUACACUACCCCCUGAAUCCUCCCCUCAUUGUGCUUUUCGACCCAUACAUCCCUUAAAUAACGGCAUCAACAGAGCUUACUAUUGGGUGGACACUUUCACCUACGGGGGAGUCCCCUCGACGGCCCUUUGGGGCGGCGAAGACAUCGACGGCCACCAAAUCUACGUGGGCAGAGCCUACUUCAAAAGCGACUGGAUUCCAGCCAAGGUCAUUCCAGGUCGUAGCAAGGCUUAUGUGGCUUACGGCGGCAAGGAAUACACCGUAGACCGUUUUCAGGUUUUAUGCGAACAACGCUUCGAUUGGGUGAAAACUACUGAAGAUAAAAUCCCCGAAGGGGCGGUAGAGGGAGGGAGAACCGUUGGCGGGGAACCCCUCUAUAUCGGUAGAGUUGAACACGAAGGGUCGCACACUGUCGGCAAAGUUCAUCCGAGUGACAAAUGUUGUUCGAUUCCGUUUGAUGGGAAGGAACUGAGAUUUUCGGAAUACGAAAUUUUGAUUCUUCGGUCUUCGACCUCCACUGCAGCACUCAGCUUCGCUUCGUGCCAAGGCUACGGUUUUAAACCGGAAUUUUCUCAUUCCGCACCUUUAACCCCUCCUUCAUAUCCUCCAAAUCAAAACAGUUUUUACCCUCCCUUACACCCCUCAGGGUAUCCACCUCAAAACACCAGUUUUAGUCAUUCUAGCCCUUCUAAUAAUCAAGCCUUUCGUUGGGUCGACAGUUCGAUCGCUUAUGGGUCAGUACCACCGACAGCCCUCCAGGGUGGUAUGGACGGUGAUGGCCACCCCAUUUACGUCGGUAGAGCCUACCAUGAUGGUGACUUGAUCCCCGCUAAAGUGAUUCCCGGAAAAAAUGCCGCUUACGUCGCUCACAACGGCGAGGAGCACCUAGUCGAAAAUUUCCAAGUUUUGUGUAAACAAUAUUUCGAAUGGGUGCAAUCGCACGCCGGCCAUCUGCCACCAGGGGCGGUCCAAGGGGGCCACACCAGCGAAGGGGAACCGCUUUACAUCGGUCGGGCCUAUCACGAAGGUUCCCAAACAAUUGGCAAAAUACACCCUAGCCAUGGGGUCUGCUACAUACCCUACGGUGGUGAGGAAAUCGCCUGUCCCGAAUAUGAAACUUUAGUUCUUAGAAUAUAAACGUCAUUCUUGUACACCACUAUUGGUCAUAUCCGCAUCUUCCUCCUCCUCUUCUUCCCCUUCCAUUUCGUACAACCGCACCUUCCUUCGAUUUUCAGCCAAUACGAUGCCCACACGUCGACUCCCCGACACUGCAAACUCCGCCCCCACCAUCCCCUCCACACUUUUACACAGUUUGGGAAGCAAACACGAACCGUUCAAACGGGGGACAUCGUCAACCCCACCACUGAAAAUUACACUAUCCGUAUCCCCACCAUCCACAAACUUAUCCAAAACGCCACCUAUCGGUAUCUGACUUAAAACUGUAGUUUUAGCAACGGUGUUUUCUUGCAAUAAAACCGACAACACUGUACUCGAAUAUAAUUUAAUAUCGAUCACGUGAUAAUUAUCAUCGGAAUUGUCACGGGGGAAGUACAAUCGGGCACAUUUCACGAAACAAUUGCCAUCGUCGAAGUACACCUGCAAGCCGAGAAUUGUCUCAGGUGGCUGUAAAUAACAAAAAAGGAUCGAUUCUUUGUUUACGUUGAUUUGUGACGUGCGUAAUGACUCGCCCCCACAAUGGAAACAAUUGAACUCAUGUAUGAGAUUAAAUUCUGCACUGAUUUUCUCUCUAGGUGUUGUGAAAAUAUCAUCAAUACUUUUUGUCAAAUGUUUGUACUGUUGUAUCAGCGACAUCUCUUCGUAGUGUUUCAAAAUAGAGUUAUUUUUUUGAA
Molecule: messenger RNA, 2045 nt
Organism: Tribolium madens (black flour beetle)
Lineage: Eukaryota; Metazoa; Arthropoda; Insecta; Coleoptera; Tenebrionidae
Exons: 10
Coding region: 94-1332 (412 amino acids)
Source: RefSeq, a predicted model, not a curated record